Molecule: messenger RNA, 1856 nt
Organism: Ceraceosorus bombacis
Lineage: Eukaryota; Fungi; Basidiomycota; Exobasidiomycetes; Ceraceosorales; Ceraceosoraceae
Source: the annotation of a GenBank genome assembly
AUGGCGUGGGGUAUCCCAACCUUGUGGACCUUGAUUCGGGUGUUGGGAGGAACAUUCAUUGGGGGGUUCCUGGUGACCGCCGGUCUUCUCUACCGCUAUCAAAAUGCGCUCAUCUACCCUUCCUCAUUCCCAAACGGAUCUCGGACAAACGUCUUGACUCCCGACGAGUUUGAUCUGGAAUACGAGGAUGUCAGGUUGAAAACUCCGGAUGGACAGGAAUUGAGAGUGUACCUCAUGUGCCAGAGCGAACCUUCGGAGAGGGAGAAGAGGAGAGGUGAGGAUGAGGGUGAUGUGGCUACUAGAAGACCUACCAUCCUCUUCUUGCACGCGAAUGCUGGGAAUAUGGUGAGUGGGUGCGCCAGGAGGCAGCCAAGUACCAAUGGCCUGGGAUGGAUGUAUGCGCUCCAGAUACCAAGCACCUGCGCAGUAUAAAGCAAUCGGAUGGCUGCCAACAAGUCUCGCAUGACACGCCGUGUCGAGCUCUUCUGUUUCUGUCCAUCAGAGAUCAUCAAUGCUGACACAUAGUGGCUUGUCGCGCAGGGCCAUCGCCUACCCCUCGCAGCAGUCUUCUUCAAGAGAUUUGGCUGCAAUGUCCUCAUGCUCUCGUAUCGAGGCUACGGUCUCUCGACGGGAACGCCAUCCGAGAAGGGCAUCAGGAUAGAUGCUCAAACAGCUUUGAACUACAUCAAACGUCAUCCGAGACUGAAAGCUACUCAGGUGGUGGCUUAUGGUCAGAGCAUCGGUGGCGCUGUAGCUGUGGACUUGGCUGCAAAGGCAGGAAGAGCGGUGAGUCGCAUGGAUAAGAAGGCAUUGAUCGUGGAAUUGUGCAACUCUGCUGGGGGCAUGAUCGCGUUUGGGAAUAGCGCCAGGCUCCAUGCGACUUGGUUGUGAUGUGCACGAUGGGGACGCCGAAGGUCUCGGCUGUAGCGUGGGACGAACGAUCGCUGAUGGAUGGUCAUCCGCCUCCUCGCCCAAUGUGUCGAUGCAGAUCAGUGCAUUGAUUCUGGAGAAUACGUAAGUGCAUGAUUAUGGCAUUUGACGUGCAAGCAUGUUGGUUGACAGAAAACCCUCUCACCGCAUCUCAGCUUCUUGAGCGUGAGCUCACAGCCGUGUGGUAGAUGCAGGUCAACGCCACUCAACUGACGCACCUGCUUGCGAUCGUGCCACAGAUUCCCGAGCUGAUUCCGCACGUCUUGCCACCCGUCAAGCCUUUCACGUUCCUUUGCCGUGAGUCGCGACUGCAACGGAAAAUCCAGAACAGAUCCUCAGCUCAAGCAGCCUCUCACGCGACCCAGGCGAAUUCUGGCCCACCGGCGACUCAAUUAUGCAGCUUGGGCCCUAUCAACCUGUGCUUUUUCUGAGUGGAAGGGCUGACGAGCUCGUUCCUCCUUCUCACAUGGACUUGCUCUUCAAGCGAUGUUCAUCGAGCAAAAAGGUCUGGAAGAGCUUCAAAGAUGGCACGCACAACGACACUUGCGUCAAGCCAGGCUACUUUGAAGCGAUUGCGCAAUUUCUGGCGACUUGGGUUGUGCCUUUGACCCAAGGCAUCAGUCCUGCAGAGCUGCCUGACCCUGACGCACACGGAACGCUUCCGAGCCCGCGCACCGCCGAAGCUGCCUUGGCACCUCACUCGUCAUACUCAAAAGGCGGGGAAAAGUCUGGUGACCCGAUCUUUAGCUCGUUCGGUGGCUUCAACGCCGAGUCUGGACCGGUCAACCCCUCGGGAGUUGGAGGCGCGGUGAACACAAGUCAGGGAGGACAUACUCGGCAGCCUUCCAGUCCGCGCGUCGGUUCACAAGGUCCUCGUCUUCGACGAUCAGCCUCAGCAUCGAGCGCAGAUUCGAGAGGAUCGCUGA